UUGCCAGUUCCUUCAUCUAGCCCUUCUCCGACCUCAGUCUCUGUACCGAAGUUGCACCUAAUCGACUCCUAACAUUGAUACAUUCGUAUCCGGAAGCAUGAAGAGCCGAGCGCGUGCCGAGCUGUCAUCGCCUAGCUUCCUCAUUCUCAUACUUCUAGCUCUCUUCUCGUACACUUUGCCGGGAAUCUCCGCCCAAGAAGUCGAGGACGAGAGGGAGUUCGACUAUGAAGUAGGAGGCGAGAAGGGGCCUUCCCACUGGGGAGAGCUAAAGGAAGAAUGGGAAGCUUGCAAGAGCGGAAGAAUGCAGUCCCCGAUCGAUAUGUCGAGUCAGAGGGUGAAGGUCAUCCUGAAGUCGAGCCUCCUUAAGAAGAAUCACUUUCCGGGGAACGCCACCAUCAAGAAUAGGGGCCACGACAUUUCGGUGCAAUGGGAACUGGGGAAGGCGGGAUCGAUACGGAUUAACGGGACAAGAUACUUUCUGCAGCAAUGCCACUGGCACUCUCCCUCCGAGCAUUCCAUCAACGGCAGAAGGUAUGACAUGGAGAUGCACAUGGUUCAUGUAAGCCCCAAUCCGACUGUUAAGAACAAGAUUGUCGUCCUCGGUCUCCUCUAUCAAUCCGGGGCCCCCAACCCUUUCAUCUCUAAGCUGAUGGGGCACGUCAGGUCCAUGAUUGACAAGCAUGAAGAGAGGACGAUGGGAGUGAUCAAUCCCGAAGAUAUAAAGAUGGGUGGCAAGAAAUAUUACAAGUACAUGGGCUCCCUCACUGUUCCACCCUGCACCGAAGGUGUCAUUUGGAUCAUCAACAAGAAGCUCAUGACUGUUUCAAGGGAUCAAGUCGCUCUGCUUCGGGAAGCUGUUCAUGAUUAUGCAGAAAACAAUGCGAGACCUUUGCAGCCGCUCAACAAACGAGAGAUCCACCUCCAUGUCCCGACUGAGUAAGAGCACUCCACGGAAGUACAGCCCUCCCGAUUCAACACUUGCCGCUAUUUUUUUGCUUCUUUUGUUUGUUAAAUAUUGAUUAGCUAUAGAUAGAGAGAUACGCGGGGAGGAAAAGGUGAAAGUUUUCUGGGGGGAGGUUCUUCAUCUACCAGGUUGUGUAAAGAACUUCAUAUGAUGUUUACAUUCUCCAUACCAUUCUUAUUCUAUGUCUAUUGAAGAAAUUA
This is a messenger RNA of Punica granatum (pomegranate), 1164 nucleotides long. The record is from RefSeq and is a predicted model, not a curated record. NCBI's taxonomy places the organism in Eukaryota, Viridiplantae, Streptophyta, Magnoliopsida, Myrtales, Lythraceae.